Messenger RNA from Gadus macrocephalus (Pacific cod), 1087 nucleotides. RefSeq names its product ciliogenesis and planar polarity effector 2 (gene cplane2). Gene Ontology annotation, molecular function: GTPase activity; GTP binding. The coding region runs from base 195 to 947 and encodes 250 amino acids. The record is from RefSeq and is a predicted model, not a curated record. The transcript is spliced from 5 exons. NCBI's taxonomy places the organism in Eukaryota, Metazoa, Chordata, Actinopteri, Gadiformes, Gadidae.
GGUGGUGUACGUUUAAGUUUUCCUUUUGUACCCGACAGCCCAGCGGUUUAUGCUUGUGAAUCACAAAGACAACAUAUAAAUAUAUUGGGAGCAAAGACCAAGGCAAAAUCGUUUGAAUAAAGUUAGGUUGGAACACAGUUACACAGCCCGCAAACUAUUCCUAAUAUACAAGUAUAAUAUACUAUAUAACGUUCAUGGCACAAGACCUGCCCCCUGGGCCGAUUAUAAUAGCAGACUGGCAUCUUUGCGCAGAAAGCAAAGACUUCUUCAACAGAAUUCUGCAAAAGAAAAAACGAAGGCAGUUUGGCCUCUUGGAGUCUCCCAUGAUGGCGCCUCACGUUGCCGUGGAGACAGUGCAGUACAAAGUCUUCCUUUCUGGGAAGAGUGGAGUUGGGAAAACGUGUCUCGCAGCACGCCUUGCAGGGCUCAGCACUCCCAGCAUGCACUAUGAAACUACAGGUAUUGAGACCAUAGUGUUAUAUUGGCCGGUGAAACUGAGGGAAAAUGGCCGGGUACUUUUCUUCAGACUGCAGCUUUGGGAUUGUGGAGAGAAUGCCUUGCGUAGAUUCGACCACUUACUCCCCUCUUGUAAGGAACAGGUGGAUGCGGUCCUCUUCCUCUUCUCCUUUACCGAUAGAACCUCCUUUGACGAUCUACCCAAUCAGAUCGCACGAUGGUCAGGGCCAUCUGACCAACUUGUGAAAAUGGUGGUCGGCACCAAAUUUGACCUGUUCAUGCACAGCGACGUGACGCAGAGAGAAGUGCGGCAGUUCCAGGAGACGCAGGGUCUCCCGGUCCUUCGCACAGGGGGAGAGGUCAGCGACGGGCUCGGAGACGUCGCCCCGUUCCUCAACUGCCUGGCUGAACGGCUAUGGCACCAGGACUGCAUGGCGGCCACACUGCCCAGUGGCCCUAAUACCCACUACCGGGAAGGGGCCCUCAUUUAGGAACACUUGGGUGGAUGUGUGCCGUGAACUACUACCUCCGUUUGGGAUGAAACAUCUGUACAGUGUUGUGACUGGAAUCUCUCGUCGUUGACCGGACAGAUUUGAUCACCAGUAACCAAGUAAAAAGGAUAACAAUUUUA